Spodoptera littoralis (African cotton leafworm) is the source of this 4365-nucleotide messenger RNA. The record is from the annotation of a GenBank genome assembly. NCBI's taxonomy places the organism in Eukaryota, Metazoa, Arthropoda, Insecta, Lepidoptera, Noctuidae.
CGAUAAUAGUGAUGCGAUUGUUAAACAAUUUUACGGAAUAUUAUCGGUUCAUCUUGUUAUUUUUUAGAAAAUAAGACCAAUGUAUUUUUUAUUCUUUUAUUUAAAAAAUAUAUUAAUUUCUUACUCAGAAAUAAACAUUUCAUUAAAAGAUUUAUGCCUUUUCAAAAUCGAUUUCAGGCGUAGACACUCACCACUAGACUGAAUUUAUUUUUAUUGCGAAUUAAUGGCGUAGCCAGCACCAUGUCGACCCUAACGAAAAUGACCCGCACGGUUAAAAAACUGGAGGUGCCCAGACCCCUGAAAUCGACGACCAGUUCUGCACACAACCGCAACUCUGUGUUGGACGUCAAAAUAAACUCUGUCGAUGACCUCAUAGUGUUGACAGAAGCAGUGGCGUACCAAAUGAUGCAGGGUAAUUAUGACCGUGCGCUUCAAAGUAAUGUGGCCACAAUGUACUCUAAUCUGAAACUUUAUGGCGCUCAGCUCGAGGCCCUUUACAAGGACUUUCUUGAUAGAUACUUUGUUGUGUUCCGCAACGGUUCGCAGGACGAACGACUGGAUAAGAAAACUAGACUUCAUCUUCUUGAGCUGAUUGAGCUGCGCGCCAAACUCUGGCAGGGCUCCGACUACAUGAGUCAAUAUUAUAGACACCGUGGCACCCAUGCUGAGCCACUACUGGUGCCGACGAUGGAGGGGUCGGGUUCGGGCGGCUCGGUGUCCCCUACGCUGGCUGCGCCCGCCGAGCCGCCCUCUCUUCUCGGCCCCGGCGAGAUCAUCAAACCGUCGGGCAAAUUCCCUAAGCCCACCAAGAUCCCCGGCAAGAACUAUUCCAAGGACGAAGUCGUCAUUAGAAAUGCCGACUCUGGAAAAGUGAUGGGUAUCAAGGGCAGGAGGGUGCACAUGAUCGAGGAGCUAAGUGACACGAUUAUAUCGUUUCAGCGAGGGAUACUGGUGAUUUCAGUGAGUCCCGGUGCGAAGGAGCGUCUCGUCCAGAUCACUGGGCCCAACGAGGAAAACGUGAACCACGCCAAGCACCUGAUCGGCGACACCAUCCGCCGCAACGCGUCUCCCGUGCGGCUGGACGGCGCGCUGGACGCGCUGCCCGGCGCCGCGCUGGCCGGCUCGCGCGCCUCGCUCGACUCCAACGGAUCCGACGACGCGCCGCGCGCCCGAGAGAAAUCCCCGCACAAUGCCCGGGCUCUAUUGCAUAGUUACUCUACGAACGAUGCCGCAUUGGGAGAGUAUAAGUACACUGUGACUUUUGGACAACAUUCCAUUAGGAUCACGGGCCUUAAUUUGGAUCUUGUAAAGACUGCGAAGCUAGUGCUAGACGAGUACUUCGAGAGUGCGGGCGCGCUGGAGGCGAUGGGCGCGGGAUCGGGCGACUUCUUCACUCUGUCGCAGCGCCCCGCCGCCGCGCUACUGCUGCGGGACGACGCCGCGCUCAACGGCGCCGACGAUGACGUCUUCCUCAACGACGACAACGCCGCGUGCGGGGGGGAGGACGCCACGCCGCGCCGCCCGCGCUUCUCGCGCGCCACCAGCAUUGACAAGAAAGAAGGCGCGGCGAGCGGGGCGCGGCAGACGUACUCGUACGAGACGCUGGUCCAGUACGCGGACUCGCCGCUGAGCAAGCUGCCGCCGAGCGGGCUGGCCGCGUUCCCGGCCGAGCUGGCGCGCAAGGUAACGCUGGGCGGCCGGCGGCCCGCGCCGCCCGCGCCGCGCGUGCUCACGCCCUUCCGCGUGUGGGCGCCGCUGCACCACCCCAACUACCUGGCCGCGCUGCUCUGCCGCAACUUCUACUAACCGGCCGCCGCCGCCCCUCCCCCGACCCUUGCACGUCUCGCGGCUUGCUUUGUUUCACCCGCCUCUCUAACCUGCAUGAUGGUUCGGUGCAUAUUACCCUUUUAAGUCAUUCUAUCGAAUCUCGAGGUACCUCCUUUUUAGUUAGGUUUGUCGAAAUUCUUAGUACCGCGCGUCUCUCUAGCCGUCUCCGGGCUCUAGACCCGGCCCCCCAUUAGCUGAUUAAGCGUAAACGCUAGGUAUAAAUUAUAAGCGAUUCUUUAAUUAGGAAAUAUUGAUCUCAUUAUCUAAGUUGUAAGUUAAUUGAUAAGACUGACGCUAGUAUUAUGUGGGAGUGGCCCCUGACAGAGUUCGGAGGUGGCGGUAAAUAAUGUGCCGCUAACAUUUCGAAUGCCACGAUUAACUCUCUGUAGGCUACUUGACCGUAUGCCAACUUAAAGACUGAUUAAGAAUCUCACCAUUAUGACACAGGAAAAUCUUUAUCGUUUUAGAAAAAAAAUAUUUUUCAUUAUUGAAUUAAUGAAAGAAUUUUUUAGUACUAGUAUAUAAAGGUGUUUAUUGACAGAAUAAUAUUGAUAAAUCUUUUACGCAACGUUAUUUACAUGAGUAAACAGUUUUGAAAGCUUUAUUAUGUGUUUAUUAACAAUGCUACUAAAAUUUGUGAUGUCUCUUUGUUCAUGCUGCUCGGACAGAAUGGGUAUUCGAGAGGGGAUCGCUACAGGUAGAAAGUGUUCGCCUAUUAACUUGAGUGAAGUUCUAAAUUGUCACUUGAUUUUGUUGUGUUCAUUUAUUGUUAUUGUUUUUAAUUUGAGUAAGCAUUAAAAUUAUCAGUGUUAUUUCAAUUGAUUGUCAAUUUAUGAUUUUUAAAUAUAAUAAUUUCAAAAUAUCUCGUCUUUUGCCUGUUCUCACGCUUACCUCCUAACUAACUAAUCCUGCUAAAUCUUUCUGCGGUGAUCGGGACUUCCUCGUAAAUAACUCACAGCGCCGGCAGGUCGGUCACAGUGACUAACACACACUCGCACCAUGCCAGCUAACUCGGUGGGCGGCUCGGAGCAUAAAUGUACCAGUCCGAUGUGUCCGACAGAGUUGCCUGGACUUCGACAGCGCCAGCUACUUGAAGAAGGUCCGCGCGGCGGGCGGCACGACGGUGGCGGCGGUAGACGCGCCCGACUCGCCUGAGCCCGAGUAACUCGCGCCCGGACGUUCGCUCGCCGCACCCACACUGCACACUACUACAAAAUUGUUUAACGUAACGAUGUAUAGCUAACGUAGGCACGACUGACACGGUCCGCACGGCGAGCGAACUACUAGCACUUCCCGGCAGCUUGUGACCGAGGCCGCUACGGACGAGCGCCGGCUUCUAUUGAGGCGACGGCACGGGCCGUCCGAUGUGUCCGUCCUUACGACUCUUUUAUUUUAGCGAGCUUCACUCUUAUCUAAUUUAGCAGACUUAUCUUAAAAGUAUUAGCACACCAAAAUAUUUAUUUUUAUAGUGGUGGGUAUACCGUACCUCAUUUUUGUGAAUAUUUAUUACAUAAAUUAGCUGUGGAUCUGACUACAUACGAAUAAUGUGAUAAAAAGAUAAAAAUGCAUGUAAAAGGCAAAUUCUAUGACUUGCACAAAUCCACAGUCUUACGUUGAUCUCCCAUCAAUGUUUUUUUUAUUUCCAACGUAAAAUAUAACAUUCUGAACAAUACAUUUUGGUAAUGUCCACUUCGUCUUAUAAACAACAUUGAUAUUUUCAUUAUUUUGUUGUAUAUAUUGACUCUGUUAGUUUCGGAUAUCAUAGAGUGAUUCCAUUUAUUAUUAUAAGAAGAAUGCAUGCAUUUCUUUCGUGUGUUUGUAUACUCAUUUUCAGACUUUCUAGUGUCUAGUCCUGACGAGUAGAUGUCGAUUCUCACUAUAUCGUAAGCUUUUAUAUUUCCGAGGAAGCCUGCCAAUCAAUAUAUAAUUAUUAAAGGAAUUAGGUAGUAUGGUUUUUCUUUAUAUUAUUUAAAAUAUUGUUGUAUUAUUUUUGUUGUACUAUUAGAGCUUUUAAAUAAACUUGCUGUGCACUAAACCAAAUAAUUAUUGUAGUGAGUCCUAAAAUAUAUUACACUAACGUUAUUAUCGAAUAAAUGGUUGCCAGGCUUUCUUAUUCUAAACGGUUUUAGUAAACGUGACUUGAAUAUUAGCGAUCCGAAAUAUGAUAUCGCAGUGAUAUAGGAUUUUAUUUCCAUGUUGCAAAAUUUAAAGUUUAUUUUGUCGGCGGAACCGACAUAAAACCAUUAGGUCAUCACUCGUUCACCUUUUAAGUAAACUGAAAGUAUUAUAAAAUUAUUCUCGUUGCAGGUAUUACUUAAAAGACUAUAAAUAUGUUAUUUAAUUUUAUUUACUAGAGGCUAGCGAGUGAUGCUUCACAAUAACUUAUCUGCAGAUAAAAACAAUCUUUAAACGUAAUUGGUGCUUACUCCUUGGGGAAGUAUUAUCGUUGAAUUUGUAAUUAAAGAUUUAUGUUUACACAUUUGUUUUUAUAUCAUAGACGUAUGGCUAUAAUUGUGAAAAUUGAUAUACUAAAUUUUC